GUUUCCUGGUGUCCCUGUGACUCGCCACUGGAAGGGUCAUCCCGAAACACCACCCACCCCCCCCCCCCCCCGGUGAUGUGAUCUUGGUACAGUCCAAAGAGUUUCAGGUUAAGAAGCUGAAGGGCUCUUUGUUUGCAGGAGCCACUUUGGAGUUUGAUGUGCCUCAGAGCAGGGACAGACCUCAGCCAGAUAACUCAAGGAAGGGGAGAUACAUCUCUAACCUGUGACGGGAAGGAAGAGGAGAGGAACUGACACACAGGAGUGUUCCAGAACAGAAAGAUAUGUCUUCACCAGUGCAACUCUUCAGAGAUCAGAAGUACCACGAGCUGAAAGAGCAGUGUAUCCAGCAGAGACGGCUCUUCGAAGAUCCUGAGUUUCCAGCCUCAGACGAGUCCCUUUUCUACCAGUCAGCACCACCAAGGAAAGUUGAAUGGAAGCGCCCAAAGGACCUCUGUGAAGACCCCCACCUGUUUGUGAAUGGAAUCAGCUCCCACGACUUACACCAAGGCACCCUGGGGAACUGCUGGUUUGUGGCUGCGUGCUCCUGCUUGGCUCUGAGGAAGACCCUCUGGCAGCAGGUGAUUCCAGACUUUAACGAACAAGAAUGGGACCCUAAAAACCCACAGAAAUAUGCUGGGAUUUUCCGUUUCCGUUUCUGGUGCUUUGGGGAAUGGACAGAGGUGGUUGUUGAUGAUCUGCUGCCAACAAUGGAUGGGAAGUUGAUCUACUGCCAUUCCAAUGUGAAAAAUGAAUUCUGGAGCGCAUUAUUGGAGAAAGCUUAUGCAAAGCUGGCUGGAUCUUAUGAAGCCCUAGAUGGAGGCAGCGCUGCAGAUGCAAUUGUGGAUUUCACUGGAGCAGUGGCAGAAUCUAUUGAUUUGGUACUUGGCAAAUAUGGUGAGAUUAUUUCUGAGCAGAUGAAGCUGUUUGAAGACUUGCUGAAAGUGCAUAAAAGAGGCGGUUUGAUCAGCUGUUCCAUUACGGCUUCCUCUGGCAGAACCAAUGAAGUGGAGACAGAGAUGGGUCUUGUCAUCGGCCAUGCCUACUCAGUGACUGCAAUUCGGAAGCUGCGCCUUGGAGAAAGACUCAUAUUCUCUUUUAAGGCAGAAAAGCUCUUCAUGAUCAGGCUGAGGAAUCCCUGGGGAAAAAGAGAGUGGCAUGGUGCCUGGAGUGACAAUUCUGAAGAGUGGAAGAAAGUCAGCGAUUCAGAACGUAAGAGCUUGGGACUCACUCUUGAGAAUGAUGGAGAGUUCUGGAUGACGUUUGAGGACUGGUGUAAGAAUUUCACUGAUGUGGACAUCUGUCGGAUUGUGAAUACCUCCUACUUCAGUAUCCACAAGACCUGGGAGAAGAAAAUGAUGCAUGGGGCUUGGGCAAAGAAUUCAGAGCCCCUGCUAAAUCGCUCUGGUGGAUGCUUCGAUAACAAAGAGACCUUCCUUCAGAAUCCCCAGUACAUCUUUGAUGUUAAGAAGACUGAGGACAAAGUGUUGGUGUCAUUACAACAGGAGGAUCGCCGCAAAUACAAGAAAGAAGGGAAAGGAGACAGCAUCCCAAUUGGCUUUGAAAUAUUCAAGGUGGAGGAUAACAGAAACUAUCGACUACACAAGCUGACUGUGCAGGAGAGAGUGGCCACAUCUCUGUACAUCAACACACGCACUGUGUUCUUGAGGAGGAUCCUUAAGCAAGGCCGCUACAUCCUUAUCCCAACUACAUAUCAUCCUGGCAUCACUACAAAGUUUAUCCUGAGACUCUUCACAGAUGUGCCAUCAAAACUCAGGGAACUGAAGGCAGAUAAGCCUAAAAUGACGUGUUGGAGUCUUCUUUGCGGCUAUCCACGCAGAGUCACCCAAAUUAAAAUUCACUCUGCAGAGGGUUUACAGAAGCAAGACAGAUCAGGCGGAGCAGAUCCCUAUGUGCUUAUCAAGUGUGAGAACCAAAACAUGCGCUCCUCUGUGCAACAUGAUACGACCAGUGCCAUCUUUGACACACAAGUGAUUUUCUACAGAAGAAACAUCGACAGUCCUAUCGUUGUCCAGGUCUGGAACAGCAACAUCUUCUGUGACCAGUUCCUUGGACAGGCGGUGCUGGCAGCGUUACCCAGUGACCCCAGAGAAGAGCAGACUCUGCAGCUCCGAGGGAGAGGCAGCCAAGAAGCAGCUGAGGUGCCAGGUCACAUCACUGUCAAGGUUUUUUCCAGCGAUGACCUUGUGGAGCUAUGAAUACCAAAGCCCUGCAGAGUCAGACAGAGCUGUCACCUCGCAGCAGGGGGGCUUGUCUGCGCUUUCUGUGUGAAUGACUCGGGAGCAAAGGUUGCACAUAAUCAUAAUCGCUUUAAAACGAAAAAGCCUUCUAACUCUCCACAUUAUCAUGGAUAAUGGGGAGAGAGGCUUUUAAAGAGGGAAAAAUACGUAUUUAUAUACAUAUAUGUUCAUGAUACAGCACAUACAGUAGAAGAGGGGCCAAACUAAAUGUUAGCAGAUAAGCUCAUUAAGAUGUGACCAUCUUCCCCAGCAGCAUCUUUCAGGAGCUCUCAGCUCAUAAGCUGGAAGCACACGUGACUGUUCUCACAGGUUCCCAGCACAUCGUCAUCUGUUCUCAGCAGCGGCACUGGAUGCAGGCAGGAAUGGCUGCACCUCCACGGUCACCUACCAGCAGGUCGGUGGGGUGGCAAGCACAAGGUGGAUUCGCGUGGCUCAGUCCUUGUUCACUGCCAGGCUGUAUUUGAGAGGGGGAUUUUUUCCCCCCCCCCCCCCAUAUAGGGA
This is a messenger RNA of Grus americana (Whooping crane), 2759 nucleotides long. RefSeq names its product calpain 6 (gene CAPN6). The coding region runs from base 282 to 2216 and encodes 644 amino acids. The transcript has 14 exons. NCBI's taxonomy places the organism in Eukaryota, Metazoa, Chordata, Aves, Gruiformes, Gruidae. Gene Ontology annotation, molecular function: calcium-dependent cysteine-type endopeptidase activity. The record is from RefSeq and is a predicted model, not a curated record. Gene Ontology annotation, cellular component: cytoplasm. Gene Ontology annotation, biological process: proteolysis.